Messenger RNA from Symbiodinium natans, 618 nucleotides. Lineage: Eukaryota; Dinophyceae; Suessiales; Symbiodiniaceae. The record is from the annotation of a GenBank genome assembly.
AUGUCCUUCGCUGAGCAACAAGUGACCAGGAAGCCGGGCCCUCUCCGAAAUGCCGAGCCCAGAGGUCUUCCAGCCAGCACAGGUCUUGCUUGCAGCAUCUCCCCCCUGACGACGCCAGCCUCCUGCGGUUCCGUAUCCACAACGACCGGAAGCUCUGAGGGCACCCCGGAACUGCAGGAAACUCCCGAAACUCGGGAGCUGGAGCGCCUGCCGUCCACCAGGUCUAAGCCUCGAAAGGCAACGAAGUCCACGGCCUUGGCAGCCUCUUUCCUUCAACAGCACGACUACCUUCACGUCAAUGAUGUGAAGUCGUCCUGGGGCCGCAAGAGCUACCCUUUGCACACCGCGGUGCGGCAGAACCAGCCAGCAACCGUCCGGGCACUCCUCGAGCUGGGGGCUUCGAGAAAAGCCCUCAGCCGCGGCUUGACGGCCGAGGAGUCUGCGCGGCGCUACGAGCGCAGAUGGGGUGGCUACUCGGAAGUCCUGUCGGUCUUCGACGACUUCAACGUGACGUUUGUGACGGCGCAGGAAUGUAGUGUUUCCACGACUACGGACUCGACAUCUGAGUCCGAGAAGCAAUCGGAAGGCAGCACGCGUUGCCGCCGCAUGGUUUUGUAA